Molecule: messenger RNA, 1174 nt
Organism: Esox lucius (northern pike)
Lineage: Eukaryota; Metazoa; Chordata; Actinopteri; Esociformes; Esocidae
Gene: ift22
Product: intraflagellar transport 22 homolog (Chlamydomonas)
Biological process (GO): intracellular protein transport
Cellular component (GO): endomembrane system
Molecular function (GO): GTPase activity
Source: RefSeq, marked provisional
GGGAUGAUGUUUACUUUAUAGUUGGCCCUACAGCUUCUAAUGUCGUUAGAUGUGUUAACUACGUUUUACAAAUCACAAUUGGAAUUGUAAGAAAUAUCGGCAUAUCGGAGACGCUACUUUUCUCAUUCUUGUCGAGUUUCUUGCAUUUAGUAUCUGGGAUCUGCCUGGGUACUGUCACCUUGCGAGAAUUAGCAGUUUUUCUCAGCCAGCUUAGGUCUGCUACUGACUGUACUACAGUACUGUACCAAUACUACUAGCUGUAAGCUGGACAAACUAUCAACACAAGAGAAGGGGAGAUGUUUAAGGCAAAAAUUAUUUUAAUUGGACCUAGUGAGUCUGGAAAAACCGUUCUAGCCAACUUUCUCUCUGACACGGUAGAGACAAUUGGAGGUGAAUACAGUCCUACUCAAGGUGUCAGGAUACUGGAAUUUGAAUCUCAGAUUGAGGGAAGUGGUGAUAAAUCAUCACUCUGUGAGGUGGAACUUUGGGACUGUGCUGGAGAUUUCAAGUUUGAGUCAUGCUGGCCGGCUUUGUUGAAAGACUCCAAUGGUGUGGUUAUAGUAUUCAACCCAGAUGUGCAACGCCACCUAAUGGAAGUAGAAACAUGGCACUCCAUGUUCAUCUCUUCACAGGGGCUGCAUGAUAACCAGUGUCUACUGAUGGCCCAUCAUAAGCCUGGAAGUGGUACAGAUAACGGACGUCCUGACCUAGCCUCACAUUUGAACAGGUUGCCACUUAUUCACACAAACUUGGAGGAAGAUCCAGAAGCAGUACGUCGGGAGUUCCGCAGGUACUUAGACAAUGUCGUGCAGACACUGUCAGAGAGCCAGGAGCGAGAGGAGAUGUCCAUUAUCACGUAAUACUGUCCAAAAUAAGCUUCCAUCGUCAGUGGUUUGGAUUUACAACUAGUAGAUAUCCUUCCCCAACCCCCAAAGGCUGUGACUGCACAAAGCACCUAAUUUCUGUGCUUUUAUAAAUUACUAGUCAGCACAGUGAGAUUUCUCAUUUUAUGAAAUCUGUCUCAACUUCAUGUAUGCCACAUCAACUCACAAGUUUAAGUAAAAAUGUAAUUGUCAGCACUUGGAUAUGUUGUGUACAUACACACUUUACAUGUCAACAUAUUUUCCACAAAUCUGUCAAGAGGGAACAAAUGUUUCAAUAAACAAAUGUAUAG